AUGCUUAGUUCUUUUUUUGGGAAGGUACAAAAGAGUUUAUUAGUCUUUGUACCAAGAAAGCAUGCAUUGAGCUACUGGAAUGAAGAUGAAGCCACAACCACAACUGAGCUUGCUGAUGUUGUAAUGAAAGGUUACUUUGCUGUUCUUGCAAGGAAGGGUGAAGAAACUAGAAGGUUUAUUGUUGGGUUGGAUUACUUAACUGAUCCUGCUUUUUUGGGAUUGCUUGAUGAAGCUUGGGAGGAGUAUGGUUUCAGACAAAAAGGAACUCUUGUUGUUCCGUGUCGUCCGAUAGAAUUACAGAACAUUCUAGAUGGUCGGAAAAUAUAG
Trifolium pratense (red clover) is the source of this 327-nucleotide messenger RNA. Its product is annotated as auxin-responsive protein SAUR32-like. NCBI's taxonomy places the organism in Eukaryota, Viridiplantae, Streptophyta, Magnoliopsida, Fabales, Fabaceae. The transcript has a single exon. Bases 1 to 327 code for a protein of 108 amino acids. Gene Ontology annotation, biological process: response to auxin. The record is from RefSeq and is a predicted model, not a curated record.